GCUCAGCCCUGCCUGGCCCGCGCCUCUGAUUUUGGCUUUCUGGGCGGCCGCGGCGAUCCGGGACUGGCUCGGGGAUGGGAACUGGAGCCCCCGGAGCUGCGGCGGCGGCGGCGGCGGCGGCGGCGGCGGCGCUGUGAGGAGCCUCUGGGGGGGAGGCAGCUGCGGCUCGUCGGUGAGUAUCCGGAAGCGCCACCAUGGGGCUCCGCAAGAAGAGCUCCAAGAACCCCCCGGUCCUGAGCCAAGAGUUCGUCCUGCAGAAUCAUGCGGACAUCGUCUCCUGCGUGGGGAUGUUCUUCGUGCUGGGGCUCAUGUUCGAGGGCACCGCAGAAGCUUCGAUCGUUUUUCUGACUCUCCAGCACGGUGUGACCGUCCCUGCCGCAGAAGAGCCAGCCGCGGGAUCAAAGUCCCUUUAUCAUUACGGUGUCAAAGAUUUGGCCACGAUUUUCUUCUACAUGCUGGUGGCAAUCAUUAUUCACGCCACCAUUCAGGAGUAUGUGCUGGAUAAAAUUAACAAGAGAAUGCAGUUCACCAAAGCGAAACAAACCAAGUUUAAUGAAUCGGGUCAGUUUAGUGUAUUCUACUUUGUUUCCUGCAUUUGGGGCACAGUCGUUCUAAUCUCCGAAAACUGCCUGUCAGACCCAACUCUCUUAUGGAGAGCUCAUCCCCAUAACAUGAUGACAUUUCAAGUGAAGUUUUUCUACAUAGCCCAGUUGGCUUACUGGUUUCAUGCUUUUCCUGAACUCUACUUCCAGAAAAUCAAAAAACAAGAUAUCCCUCGCCACCUUGUCUACAUUGGUCUUCACCUCUUUCACAUUGCUGGAGCUUAUCUCCUGUAUUUGGAUCAUUUGGGACUUCUUCUUUUAGUGCUGCAUUAUUUUGUUGAAUUACUCUCCCAUGUAUGUGGCCUGUUUUAUUUUAGUGACGAGAAGUAUCAGAAAGGGAUAUCUCUGUGGGCCAUUGUGUUUAUCUUGGGUAGGCUUCUAACUUUAAUUGUUUCGGUAGUCACUGUUGGAUUCCACCUGGCUGGAUCGCAGAAUCGGAAUAAGGAUGCCAUCACUGGAAACGUAAAUGUGUUGGCAGCUAAAAUUGCUGUUCUGUCGUCCAGUUGCACCAUCCAAGUGUAUGUAACAUGGAGCUUAAUUAACCUCCGGCUUCAGAGGUGGUUAGAAGAUACUCAUUUUAAGGCCGCAUGUAUGAAGAAGAAGCGGUCAAGGUCUUCUAAAAAAGGAACAGAGAAUGGAGUGGAAACUUCAAAUAGAAUAGACUCUCCCCCAAAGAGGAAAGAAAAAUCUUCAUAAUGACUAAAAGCUCAUUGACUAAAGUCUCCAAAGGAAUCUGCUCUUUACUAUGAGAUUUCUUUCUGCACUAGAUUUUUUCUGUUCUGGAAAAUAGUUUGUGCUCUUUGAGUUUUGCUAUUGUACUGUUUAAUGUAUUUUUAAAGACAUUUGAGUGGAGGGGGAUUAUAUAACUAAAAAACAUCGGUUAAGAUUAAACUACUUAUUGUCAAAAUAA
Carlito syrichta (Philippine tarsier) is the source of this 1512-nucleotide messenger RNA. RefSeq names its product translocation associated membrane protein 1-like 1 (gene TRAM1L1). The coding region runs from base 195 to 1298 and encodes 367 amino acids. Gene Ontology annotation, biological process: protein insertion into ER membrane; SRP-dependent cotranslational protein targeting to membrane, translocation. The record is from RefSeq and is a predicted model, not a curated record. The transcript has a single exon. Gene Ontology annotation, cellular component: endoplasmic reticulum membrane. Lineage: Eukaryota; Metazoa; Chordata; Mammalia; Primates; Tarsiidae.